UUUUGAUCCGUGGGGUCUGCCGUCUCAGUCGCCAUCAUUACAAGCGCGUUCUGUGGGUGAUUCGGUCGGUCCAGCGCAAAACUGGCGAGUCUGCUGCGGUGGUUACGGCCACAAUCGCGACAGGAAGCACGCAUGGCAGUGUGCAACAGAGAUCGCUCCCGCCGGUCUCGAGUCGACGUUCAGGUGGGCGCAUUUUCACUCCCCUCUUCUCUUGCGAACGUGCAUUCAUCCUCCUGCACUCCCGUGGACUGUACCAUGCAGCGAUACACGAUCGAGAGAACGCUGUCGAAAGCGCUCUUUGGUGAUGUUGUGCUUUGCCGCGACACCGCCACAGGCGCCAUGGUGGCCAUCAAGCGCAUGAACAUGGACGCUGCAAUGGCCCAACUUGUCGUUGGGGAGCCCACCCCGCGCCACGUCGCGGAAGACAUUGUGUUUGAGGAGCACGUCAAUACGGCGCUCUUGGGAGACGGCGACGGCCACCCGAAUGUUCUCGCGAUGCGCCACUCGUUCGUUGAAGGCGGCAUGCAACACUUUGUGUUCGACUACUGCGUGCACGGCGAACUAUUCCAAGUGACCGAGACGCUGCCCAACCACCGCGUGAACAGCGCGACCGCACAGCGAUACUUUCGGGACGUAGUGCACGGUGUGGCAUAUGUGCAUGCGCAUGGGUUUGCCCACCGCGAUUUAUCUCUCGAGAAUGUGCUAGUGAUGGCGAACGACUCGUGCGUCGUGUGCGAUUUCGGCCUCGCUGCCCCGUUGGCGCACGCGAAGAAGCCCAAGGUCGGGAAACCGUUCUACAUGGCUCCAGAAGUCGUCGCUGGUGAUGUGUGUGAUCUCGCGGCAGCGGAUGUGUGGUCACUCGGGAUCUUGCUCUUUGUCCUGUUGACGGGGACGCCGCUCGUCGAAGUGGCUUCGAGGGCAGACCCGCGGUUUCAAUUCUUGGAAAUGAACGGUGUCCGUGCAUUGAUUCAGUCGUGGGGAAUGAACGACCUCUUUGACACGCAGUGCAUGGCCGUCCUCGAAGCCAUGCUUGCUGUGGACUCCCGCGACCGCAUCACCGUCGACAACAUCCUGCGACAUCCGUACCUGCUUCGCACCACUUCGAACGACUCGGCCCACGACGUCCAUGACUCCCACCCAAGCGAACCCGCAGCGCUGAGGGCGCUCAAGGCUGCGACUCGAGCCAUCGACAUGACCACGUUUAUCUUGUAGUUCGAGGUAGACACCGUUAGAUAGGAAACCCCAUUAUGGGUACGUUAUGUGGUGUGUACACGUGUGAAGCAUGGACCAGUGCGAAUUGAUGUCGACAAUCAUUCGGACGUGUGUGUGACAGCGUGGCGUU
Aphanomyces invadans is the source of this 1342-nucleotide messenger RNA. Its product is annotated as CAMK protein kinase. Gene Ontology annotation, biological process: protein phosphorylation. The transcript has a single exon. NCBI's taxonomy places the organism in Eukaryota, Oomycota, Saprolegniomycetes, Saprolegniales, Verrucalvaceae. Bases 133 to 1212 code for a protein of 359 amino acids. The record is from RefSeq and is a predicted model, not a curated record. Gene Ontology annotation, molecular function: ATP binding; protein kinase activity.